GUCGUGCGCGCAUAGGCGUAUCGUUUGGUACGAAUACGUGCGGGAAGAGGAAUGAAAUGGAGAACGUUUAUAAGCGGUAUACAAACAACCUAAGGUAACAUCUUCAGGAGCUUAAAAAAUAACCCGUCUUUAUUUGUGAAACACUUGUGAUCCUACCAGCCUGUUCUGUGUCAUGUAUAUACAUGAUGGUAGCCAGUGAUGGCGUCAAAUCCAGACCUCGUGAACCACCUCAGGGACGUCUUCGAUGUGUGUGACGAUGAAAACCUGGGUUAUAUUAGUCUUGAAAAACUAAAAGAACUCGGAUACAAGUACUUUGGAGGAAAUGAGGAGGACAUGCUGCAGUUAAUUCAUAGUCUUGACUCUAGGGGUCAGGGUAUUGUUACUUUCCCGGAUUUCUGCAAGGGCGUCACUACUGUCCUACUUCGUCAAAGUGGCUGCAAUAUAAAUAAUGGAGGCGAUGAGUCCCCGAACAACACAAAUUUGUAUCUACCAAGUCAGGUAAUUUUACCAGGUACAAGCAACGACCUCUCCAUGUCACAAGAUGAACUUACAGUAUCGCAAGAUUGUCUUCUCCUAGGUGGCGAAAGUGUAGCUACGUGUAGCAAUAUCAGUGGCCAGUCCCCAACGUUUGAAAACAAAAGAAUCAGUCCUAUCCUCGUCUGCAGUGACGAAGAAGAACGUUUCGAGUGUUACGGAGAAGGGGAGGAUCCGGAGACUGAUAUCAACGAAUCUGGAAUCUACCUGGAAUCCAAUGGAUCCUAUAAACCGUCAUUAAGCUCUGACAGUUUUCGUAGUACAAGUAGUGCAGGCAGCACCGGAAGUGGCGGACGAAUACGCCAUACCCGCAAUCCAUCUCAACACAGUACAUGGUCGCGGUCUAGUCUCCGAAGAGCCUCUAGGUACAAACGAUUGUUUUAUCUGUGUUUUUUCGUGAAAUGUGUUUUGUUUUCUACUACGUGUACUUCAU
Molecule: messenger RNA, 967 nt
Organism: Limulus polyphemus (Atlantic horseshoe crab)
Lineage: Eukaryota; Metazoa; Arthropoda; Merostomata; Xiphosura; Limulidae
Exons: 6
Biological process (GO): regulation of cytokinesis; endocytic recycling
Cellular component (GO): midbody; cleavage furrow; endocytic vesicle
Molecular function (GO): calcium ion binding
Source: RefSeq, a predicted model, not a curated record